Messenger RNA from Rhodotorula toruloides NP11, 1101 nucleotides. RefSeq names its product SNARE and Phox domain containing protein. Gene Ontology annotation, molecular function: phosphatidylinositol binding. The transcript has a single exon. The coding region runs from base 1 to 1101 and encodes 366 amino acids. NCBI's taxonomy places the organism in Eukaryota, Fungi, Basidiomycota, Microbotryomycetes, Sporidiobolales, Sporidiobolaceae. The record is from RefSeq and is a predicted model, not a curated record.
AUGUCCUUCGCCAAGUCGGCUUCACACGACCCAAUCAGUACACUCUCCGUGCCUUCCUUCACCCGCGUCGCCGCCAAACCCGACCCCCAUGUCACCUUCACCAUCGCCGUCUCCCUCCCGACACGAAGCUACUCAGUCCAGCAGCGCUACUCUGCCUUCGACCACCUCCAUCAGAAGCUCACAGCGACUUGCGGCGCACCUCCUCCCGCUCUUCUGCCGCCGAAACACCCCGGCAGCUGGUUCCUCUCCCCGCUCAAGGCGGGCCGUGAGUUGUCGGACGAACAGCUUGAGGAGCGUCGGGAAGGGCUCGAGCGGUGGUUGAGGGCGAUCUUGUCGGACCGCGAUCCUCGCUGGCGGGAUAGCAGGGCGUUCAAGGACUUCCUGGCGGCGCCGCCGGACGGACAGGUGGGGGCGAGCGAGAGGAAAUGGUCCGCGACGACCUGGACGGCAGAGCACCAUGCUCUCGAGGAGGAGGGACGACAGCUGCGUUCGCUGCUCGAUAAGCGGGACUCGCAGCUCCUCGCCAACUCGGCCGCGGCGCACGCGACCGCGAAAGACGCAAAGACGAAGCUCGUCGACCUCGUCCGGCGGCUAGGAGAUCUUACUCGAGCUCUCGAGACGCUUGCCAAGGAUGGCAUGACGGAGGGCGAGCUGCAACGACGAAGCGGGGCGGUACAGCGGUUGCAAGGCGAGGUGGAAGAGCUGGGGAGGAAGGCAGGAACGGCGCCGCGGAUAGGUAGCGGACGCAAGGCGGACGACGUCGAGCCUACCUCAGGCACGCGGAGCGCUUUGCUGUCCGGAGCAGGAUCCACGAAGCAGCCGACACGAGUUCUCGGCGCCGCAGCGGCCGCUUCCCUUGAAACGCCCGAGACUCGCCCGCUCGACAACGGCGGCAUCAUGCAACUUCAGCAGCAAUACAUGGACGACCAGGACACGAAGCUCGAGGCGCUCACUGCGGCACUGCGGCGGCAACGGCACCUCGGCGAGAUGAUCAAUUCGGAGCUGUCUCUCCAGGAGGACAUCCUCGACCAGCUCGAGACGGGCACGGACCGGGUGCAGGGGAAGAUGAGGACUGCAACAAAGCAGAUGAAGCGGUUGUAG